Messenger RNA from Capra hircus (goat), 2982 nucleotides. RefSeq names its product deoxycytidine kinase (gene DCK). The transcript has 7 exons. The record is from RefSeq and is a predicted model, not a curated record. Lineage: Eukaryota; Metazoa; Chordata; Mammalia; Artiodactyla; Bovidae. Gene Ontology annotation, biological process: nucleobase-containing compound metabolic process. Gene Ontology annotation, molecular function: ATP binding; deoxycytidine kinase activity. Gene Ontology annotation, cellular component: cytoplasm; mitochondrion. The coding region runs from base 316 to 1098 and encodes 260 amino acids.
GUGCGCACGCAGGAGUCCCUCCUAUGGCGGGUGCAGGCCGAGGGGCCCUUGGUGGAAUCGCCGAUUUAGGGGAGGGCGGGGGCGUGGCUUCCCCACUGGGCGGGCGGCCACCCCGCGGUCCCUCCCCCAUCGAGUGCAGCCUCCGCGCGCCAAAAUCAAACCCGCCGAUCCGCCGGCCGGAGAGUCUGGGACUGGAGAGAGUUCAGCCUGCAGUCAAGGCGAGUUCCGCGGUGGCGUGAACCCCGGCGCGCGCACCUGCGACCACCUCCAAGCCCUCCCUGACUGAAGAGCUCGGGGCUGCCAACAGGACAAGGCAUGGCCACCCCACCCAAGAGAAGCUGCCCGUCUCCCGCAGCCAGCUCUGAGGGGACCCGCAUCAAGAAAAUUUCCAUCGAAGGGAACAUCGCUGCUGGAAAGUCAACGUUUGUGAAUAUCCUGAAACAAGUCUGUGAGGACUGGGAAGUGGUGCCUGAACCUGUUGCCAGGUGGUGCAAUGUUCAGAGUACUCAGAAUGAAUUUGAGGAACUGACAACAUCUCAGAAAAGUGGCGGGAAUGUUCUUCAGAUGAUGUAUGAGAAACCUGAACGAUGGUCUUUUACCUUCCAGUCAUAUGCCUGCCUCAGUCGAAUACGAGCUCAGCUUGCUGCUCUCAAUGGAAAACUCAAAGAUGCAGAGAAACCAGUAUUAUUUUUUGAACGAUCUGUGUAUAGUGACAGGUAUAUUUUUGCAUCUAAUUUGUAUGAAUCUGACUGCAUGAAUGAAACAGAGUGGACCAUUUAUCAAGACUGGCAUGACUGGAUGAAUAACCAGUUUGGCCAAAGCCUUGAACUAGAUGGAAUCAUUUAUCUUAGAGCCACUCCUGAGAAAUGCUUGAAUAGAAUAUAUUUACGGGGAAGAAACGAAGAACAAGGCAUUCCUCUUGAAUACUUGGAGAAACUUCACUAUAAGCAUGAAAGCUGGCUCCUGCAUAGAACACUAAAAACCAACUUUGAUUAUCUACAAGAAGUGCCUAUCUUAACACUGGAUGUUAAUGAAGACUUUAAAGACAAACAUGACAGUCUAAUUGAAAAGGUAAAAGACUUUUUGAGCACUUUGUGAUCUUGCUGAUGACUACACGCAACCAAAUGAUUCCACCUUCUUCAGCUUUGUGUAUCUGCAUGGGUCCAUUUUCAUAUGUCUCUCGUCUAAACCCAAGUUUUUAACUGCUUUUAUUCCCCCACCCCCCGAAAAAAAAUUUUUUUUAAUGAAUCCUAUACAAAAGUUUAUUACUACCUUUUUUUUUUCUUCUUUUGUGGAUUUAAAGAAACAAGGACAUAUAAGUAUCCCUUACAAGGACUCUGGCAUUAGGUGGUUCCAGAAUCGUUAUAGUAGUUAAGCUACAUCAUAAAGGAUCCAAUCUCCUUUUGUCUUUCCUCUAUUAUCCUCCUCAGCUACUUGACUUUUUUUUUUCCUGGUGCUUCUCAUCUCAAUGACCAGGUUCUUAGCUGGAAACUUUAAUGUUACAUAAAUGAUAAUGUGUCCUGUGUAAGUAAAUUAGUGUAUCUAUUAAAAAUUGAAAAGUGAAAUUUAAGAAAUCCAUCACAAAAGGAUUAUGAGGUUUCAUUGCAAAUACUUUUGAUCAGGUGCUUUCCCUUCCACCUUAAUUGAUAUGGAAGUUAAGAUCGGGUUUAAUAUUUAAUCACUUCACUGAUAUUUAUUAAGGUGUCCAUAACACAUUUGUAGAGUAGCAGGUUAGACUUUGUUCCCAGUUUGUAAUGACAUAACUUAAAAGUCAUUUUGUCUUUUUCCUGCCUUUGUUUCUACAUGUGUGAUAUGAGUGAGGCUUUGUCUUUUGCAUGGGAUUUUAGAGGAUUAAAGAGGAAAUGUUGCUACACUUAAAAGAUAACUGAAGAUUAUUACAUGAGUAUAAAGAUUUAAUUUAUUUGGAACUUCAAAUAACUGCCUGCUUUUUCCCGUCACAGACCAUUCUUUUAGAAUGGAGUAUUACUAUUCCAGUUAAAGAGUUGGCUUAAAUUCUGAUUGUCUUUAAAUCAUUUGAGGUGGAAUUACAGUUUUCCUUAAAUUUCUUACCAUUUUUAUAGGUAAAACAUUAGUGGGACACAGUGAGGGAUCCAUUUUUCCAUUAUACUUUUUACUGAUGCUGUACUGAAAAUGAGUAGUUUUUCUUUACCUUUAUAUUUGGUGAGAAGCAUAAAAGGAAACUGAAAACAAGGUGGAUUAUCUUCUUAGCAGUAAAGACUGCUUAGUUAGACCCAGCUCUUAUUUCCUGCCACUGUUCUGCUUUCCCUGCUGUCUGGAUUAAUAGGCAACCUGCUAUUUUAAAGUUUUAUUUAAAAGUAAAUAAAAGUCACGCAUUUCUACUUUGAGAACAUCAUCGCUCUUCACUUCAUAGUUUUGCUGCUCUAUCGGAUUAUAUCUUAAGUAUUUUUUUCCUCUCAUUUUAGAGAAAUUACUGAUAAAAAUGAUCUUGCUUUAUGUUAUAUAUCUUGAAAGCAUUAUCAUGUUUUGUUGAUUAGAAAUUACACGUAUUAAUAAGGAGGGCAGGGUGCAGAAUAGUUGUAAUUUUAAAAAAUCUGCAUGGAUUUAUUUUAGCUCUAUAUAUAGGUUUAGAUCUGUAUGUAUAGAUUUUUUUCAGCUUUGUUUAAGAUGUGCAGUGUGUUUUAUUUGUAUUUAACCUUUCUACUUGACAUUUUAGAAAAACUCUGUGGUUUUUUUAAAUGAGAGGAAAGUUACUUUGAAACUAUCAUUUUCCUUUUUAAAUCUUGUGUUUAGUUUCUUGAUAUUAAAAGAUAAUAAUUUAGUGAAUUAAAUAGUUUAGAUGCACUGAUAUUUGAAUGAGAGACUUGUUUCAGACCUAUAAUUGCCAUAAAUAUUUGUCUCAUGAUAUUGUAUGAAUUUGUUUUUGUUAGAUAUAAAUGAAUUUGUUUAUUAAAUUAAAUAUUUGCUUAAUAAAUAAAUAUAAAUCUCUUGAAUUCUAAUGAG